This is a messenger RNA of Poecilia reticulata (guppy), 4381 nucleotides long. Its product is annotated as long-chain fatty acid transport protein 1-like. The record is from RefSeq and is a predicted model, not a curated record. Gene Ontology annotation, cellular component: endoplasmic reticulum membrane; mitochondrial inner membrane; plasma membrane. Gene Ontology annotation, molecular function: oleoyl-CoA ligase activity; long-chain fatty acid transmembrane transporter activity. NCBI's taxonomy places the organism in Eukaryota, Metazoa, Chordata, Actinopteri, Cyprinodontiformes, Poeciliidae. Gene Ontology annotation, biological process: long-chain fatty acid metabolic process; long-chain fatty acid import into cell; medium-chain fatty acid transport.
AAAAAAAAAAAAAAAAAAAAAAAAAAAAAGAAGAAGCAAUGUGCAGCUUUUUUAAAUGAAUGUAAGAUUCCUUAUUGUUAGAGUAUAGUAUAGCUACAUUUAUAAAUAUGCUUAUUUUUUUACUUUGGUUCACAUUACACUAUUUGGUACUUUUUCUUCAAUAGAUAUUGUCCACAAUUUUGAAUAAAGCUUUUUCUUGUGAGACAUCUGAUUUAUUUGUGUGCUUACUAUCAAAACUGUCUUUACAGGCUAAUUCUAUUAAUUUGUGUCUUAUUGAAAAGUUAAUUUACUUAAUAAAGUGAAACACAUUCASUCGAUUAAUUGUACACAGACUAGUGUUUUAGGACUUUAUUUAUAUUAAUUAAAAUUGUUUUUUUUCUGCUUACGUCUAGUAAAAAGACAUCGCUGAAGGUUGAAAUAUAUUAGACCAAUAAAACGACUUUUCAACACAGAAGUGUGGACUCAAUGAAAAGUAUGUUUAAUACCUGCUUAAAGGUUGUUCUCUUUAAAGAUCCUUUUAAUCUGAUAAGCUUCAUCAGGAGAAGGCAUAUUUUGAUUUGGUGAGUAUGACURCACGUCGACCUCUAGGUGUUUCAGCACACACCGGCRAGUCUGAGUGAGGAACUGCUAGUCUGGGUUUGACUGGAAAAAAACUAAAACUAAAGUUUGUGCCUCACAACAUCGCUGUCAUGGAAAUGACUGCAAAAGGUGUGUAAAAGCAUAUCUUCUACACACCUUUACAAGUAAUUUUCUUGUUUUGUACAGUAAGUGAUUUGAAUUUUCCCAUUAAAUGUAAGGAAAUGAGUCAUCUCACACUCAUGAGUCUCAAAAAGUCUUAGACAGUGGACUAGACAAACUUUGAAGAAACCACACAAGGCCGUACCGACACUAGAUUUGACACAGAGUUUUCAUUUAUAAGCUCCUAAUUUGUUUUCAGACAUCUGGUUAGAAGCUUACAUACAUCAUGGGGAUUAUUGUUAUAUAAAUACGCCUGAUGAAAACCACCCUCUUCUUCUACACUUUGCUUAGUUCUGAGAGUCUGGAAACGACUGUUUGAGCCUUUAAAUUUUACCCAAUUGCUAAUAUUUGUCAGUGACGUAUAGUUUCAGUGCUAUGAAGCUUACCGGAAAUCACCUGCGCUGUAAACAACCACUCUUCACUGCCAGGAGAGAAGUGGCGAGCUGAAGCUAAUGGCUAAUGGCUAAUGGCUAAUAAUGUUAAUUCAGUAUUUAUGGAAGACUGGCCAACACGGACUGAACGGCUUAAUUCUCUUCCUCCGCUGCCAUCCUAAAAAUGGCGCAGAAAAAUGACGUCACAUCGCCCGCGACUUCUCCUUUUGUUCGCUGAUUGGUCCAAAUUCUACUGGAAAAAUCCACUUUAAUGGGAGAAAGCUCGGACUGAACAUUAGGAAUUCAGCGGAAUGGCGCACGAAAUAAAUGGGGUCAAGCUAAUAAAUUUGGAGCUUUUAAUUAUUUAUUUGAACUGUCUUUAUAAAUAGUAACACAACAUAAACUUUUGUAAUUUUUUUCCCCCAUUAAGUUCAUACAUUUUUAAAAACACGAAUUGGGUUCACGAGAUUAAAUCAUCGUGGUUUUCCGCUAUAAUCCAAAGUAGGACAAAAGCAUACAUUCAGGUUCAAAUACAGCAGUAUUUGAGUCAACAUUUCUUAGCAAGUUGCUCCUAAACCCCAUGCUUUUUUUUUUCUUUUUCUUUUUCUCUCGAAGCCACCAUUGCGCCCCCGGCAUUAUUCUGACAAGACCCAUAAAGUAAAAAAAAAAAAAAAACUCCCUGUUCCUCGUAAAGACACAGCUCGGGUUUGGCUCCGGGGCAGAUGAGUAACACACCCCACUGUGACGCUGGAGCUAUGAGUUGCAACCUGCUCUGCUCUCUGCUAUGCGCUGCUUAUCAGGCACUUUAUUUCUGACAGCUGCUCUGGAAACAUCUGCUCUGAGCGGCUGCUGCUGCUCACCCUGUGCAUUAAUUACUUCUGGAUUCUCCUUCCCAGUGGAGCCUUUUAUAAAAUCCCUGAACAGGUAAAUAAAUCGUCUCUCUCUCUCUGUUUCUUUUGACCCAUUUUUUUCCUCACACUCCUUUUGAAUCCUAUUUGUUUUUUUGUUGUUUUUUUUUUGUUUGUUUUUUUGUUUGUUUUUCUUAUUGCAGACAAUGAAGCUGCUGAUUUGUGUCCUUGUGAGCUUGGUCUUCUUGGUUCCGCUGAGGCCCGUCUCCGUCCCCUGGCUGUCCGGCCUGAUUGCAGGGCUGGGCGUCCUUGCGGUCUGGAUGAGGUCCUGGAAGAACAUUCGUAUUGCUGCAUGCACAAUCAAGAGAGACCUGAUGUGUCUGGCUGCUAUUGUGAAAGUAAGACUUUCCAUGCACAGAAAUGUGCGGAAUAAAAGAACCGUCCCUGCCUUGUUUGCUCAGAAGGUGCUGCAGCAUCCAGACAAACCCGCCUUGAUCUUUGAGCCUACAGGGGAGGUUUGGAGUUUUAAAGACCUGCAGGAGCGAUGCAGCGCCGCGGCUCACUGGGCUCUGGCCCAGGGCUGGGCUGAGGGGGAUGUGGUGGCCUUGUACAUGGAGAGUCAUCCGUCGGUGGUCGCUCUGUGGCUGGGGCUGGCCAUGGUGGGCGUGGAGGCCGCGUUCAUCAACCACAACCUGCGGCAGGAAUCGCUGCUGCACUGCAUUGGAGUAUCUGGAGCUCGGGCCGUGGUGUUUGGAGCCGAAAUGACUGAAGCGGUGUCAGAGGUGUCAGGAUCCCUGCAGCCCGGCACAACUCUGUUCUGCACCGGCGGUGAAGAGGAGGAUGGAGAGCAGCGCCGCGGCUUCCAGGCCCAGAGUCUGGAAGCCCUGCUGACCUGCUCGCCCACACACCCGCCGUAUUACAAGCUGAGGAAAGGCUUCAAUGACAGACUUUUCUACAUUUACACGUCUGGAACAACCGGGAUGCCGAAGGCAGCGGUAGUGGUGCACAGCCGCUAUUUCCGCAUCGCUGCCUUCGGUUUUCAUUCGUUUGGCUUGCGUCCCGAUGACGUCCUCUACAACUGCCUUCCUCUCUAUCACUCCGCAGGGACCAUCAUGGGCGUGGGACAAUGUUUGCUCUUUGGCUUGACAGUCGUAAUCCGGAGGAAGUUCUCAGCCAGUCGCUUCUGGGACGACUGCGUUAAACACAACUGCACCGUAAUCCAGUACAUCGGCGAGAUCUGUCGCUACCUGUUGGCUCAGCCUGUCCGCCCAUCCGAAGCUCAUCACCGGGUCAGAGUUGCCAUCGGCAACGGCCUCCGUCCCUCUGUGUGGGAGGAGUUCAUCCGGAGGUUCAGGAUCCAAAGAGUGGGCGAGUUCUACGGCGCGACCGAGUGCAACUGCAGCCUGAUCAACAUAGAUGGAAAGGUGGGAGCUUGUGGUUUCAGUAGCCGGAUCCUGCCCAACCUUUACCCCAUCCGACUGGUCAAGGUGAAAGAGGACAAGAAGGAGCUGCUCAGGGAUUCGCAGGGACUCUGCAUGCCUUGUCUGCCUGGGGAGCCGGGUAUGCUAGUGGGCCGCAUCAACGACAAGGAUCCGCUCAGGCGGUUCGACGGCUACGCCGAUCGGGACUCGACCAAUCAGAAAAUAGCUCACCAUGUGUUCCAGAUGGGAGACUCCGCUUACGUCUCAGGCGACGUGCUGGUGAUGGAUGAAUACGGCUACAUGUACUUCAGGGACCGCAGCGGGGACACAUUCCGCUGGAAGGGGGAGAACGUUUCCACCACAGAGGUGGAGGGGGUCCUCAGCGGGCUGCUGGGACACACCGACGUAGCCGUCUACGGAGUGUCUGUUCCAGGCGUGGAGGGCAAAGCCGGCAUGGCAGCUAUCGCUCACACGGGAGCCGGUUUGGACCUUGAUGAGUUCCUGAGUGCCGUACAAAAACACCUUCCCUCCUACGCGCGACCCGUCUUCCUGCGACUCAUGCCAUCUGUGGACACUACAGGUACAUUUAAAAUUCAAAAAACACGCCUGCAGAAGGAAAGCUUUAAGCCACAACACACGGGGGAGGAGAUCUAUUUUCUGAACAGCCGGGCCGGACACUACGAGGCUGUUGAUGAUGAACUGUGUAAAGCGAUCGUUGAGUGCAGAGUUUCUCUCUGAGACAAGAGGACACCCAUUGAGUCGGCUGUAUAUUUUAUUACUUUAAAAAAUAAAAACUCCAUUGUGCAAUGGAAAACUUGAUUUUUCAAAUAAAUGUAUAUAAAAUGUUUGAGAAACUUCUUACACACUGAUCUUAAAAUGCAUCAACUAAAGAUCUCUAGAUCAACCUACAUUUUAUUUGGUAGUUUUACUGCAGAACAAAGAAACUAUUUAUAUUUGCACAAUGUAAAAUAUUGCACCCGAUCUUAAAAUUAUUUUUAUUUUA